This is a messenger RNA of Mytilus trossulus (common blue mussel), 1098 nucleotides long. RefSeq names its product dehydrodolichyl diphosphate synthase complex subunit nus1-like. Gene Ontology annotation, molecular function: ditrans,polycis-polyprenyl diphosphate synthase [(2E,6E)-farnesyl diphosphate specific] activity. The record is from RefSeq and is a predicted model, not a curated record. NCBI's taxonomy places the organism in Eukaryota, Metazoa, Mollusca, Bivalvia, Mytilida, Mytilidae. The transcript is spliced from 5 exons. Gene Ontology annotation, cellular component: endoplasmic reticulum membrane; dehydrodolichyl diphosphate synthase complex. Bases 211 to 972 code for a protein of 253 amino acids.
AUAUUUUCUUUUUAAUUACAGUAGAAAGUUUAUCUGCAUCAGGUGUUAUUAUCUUAUGUGAUUUUAUAGUGUUUUCCACGAAAGAGGAAGUGCCCUCAGCAUUCUAACCGUAUUACUUCCGGUACACGAGAACACAAGACCGGUGCCUGAUCCGAUAAAUUAUGAUAUCCACUCUUUCAAUAGCUAAAACAUAAUAAUACUACGUGAACUAUGUUUGAACAACUUGUUUUGAGACUAAUUCAUUGUAUUUUAUCAUUUGGAGUGUUUGUAAAACAAUGUACAAGUUAUUUUAUACAUUUCGGCUUGGUUUUUAAACAAAAAUCGUCAGUCGACUUUAUCAAAGCUGAUGCAAGGCAGAUAAACAAGUUGCCAGUACAUAUAGGAAUAGUUGUUUUAGAAGAGAAACUUUCAUACACAGAUAUAGCUAACAUUAUAAUAUGGUCACUAGCGUUAGGAAUAUCUUGCAUCAGUGUUUAUGAUGUAAAUGGAGAAUUUAAAAGAAAUCAUGCUGUUUUAAAAGAGGUUGUAGCAAAGAAACAGAAAGAAAUCUUACAUGAUGAAAGCACAAAAUACAGUAUAUGUUUGCAUACCAAUAACCAGACAGAUUUAUAUUUAGAAAAUGGAUAUAGUAAUAAUUGUAAAAUAGAUAUACAACUUGUGGGUCCUGAAGAUGGUAGGAGAGAACUAGUCAAGUUAGCACAAAAUUUAUCCAGAGAAGUAGCAACACAUCAGCGAAAGUUGGAGGACAUUACAAUACAGCAUAUAGAUAGCAUUUUACAAGGAACAAAUAAGUUUCCAGAUCCUGACCUUAUCAUAAGAUUUGGAACAGUUGAUUCAUUAUUGGGAUUUUUACCCUGGCAAAUAAGACUUACAGAAAUUUUGACACAUCAAACACAUGAUGGAUUGACAUACAAAUCAUUUAUAUCAUUAUUACACUCUUAUGGAGAUACAGAUCAGAGAUUUGGAAGAUAGCAUAGUCACAUUAGAAUUGUUACUAUCAUAGCAUUUUAGUCAUCCAGAAUACUUACUGUGAAUGGAAGGGGGAUGGAUCUAGGAGUUGUCAUAAAAAUAUAAUAUAUAAAAAAAAUCACAAAUUAA